AGUCGUUGAGUGUCACUGUCACACUUAUCCUUUGAGACAAGGUUUGAUUGCAGGUCAGAGGUUGAAACCUCUGUAUCUGCACUAAAAUCCAAAGGACUAGUGUAAGAGUAAGAGUAAGAGUAGGUAAGCAGUUCACGAUUAACCAUCCUUGACGCAGCCAGCCGGAGAAACCGCUGCUCUAAGAACCAUUCAUGCCCAUCGCGAUACAUCAUAUUAUUCGUCCAAUUGUCAGUUCUGUAAAUUUUUUAGUACCCCAUAACUUUGCAGAGCAGCUGCACUAAUCAAAUUGCCCUGAACAGUAAUAUUUGCUUCAUAUUAUUGGUUUCAAGAAAUUCAGGACAAGUCAACCUGGUCCGAUCAUGAAAAUAACUGCUAGUAUUACCUAUUACUACUUUUUCUGCUUUUUGUUGGUCAUAUUGCUGAUUUCUGCAAAAGCCUUUGCUGAAGAAGGCAAUGGAAAUGCAGAACAACCAGCAGAAGUCAAAAAAUCAGAUUUCCCAGAUGGGUUUCUCUUUGGUGUUUCCACUUCUUCAUACCAGAUUGAGGGUGCAAUUCUUGAUGAUGAUAAGAGUCUUAGUAACUGGGAUGUUUUUGUCCGCAAACGAGGUAGUGUAAAUAAUGGCGACACUGCAGAUAUAGCUGCUGACCAUUACCAUCGUUAUUUGGAGGACAUCGAGAUAAUCCAUUCUCUUGGUGUGGAUGCUUACCGGUUCUCCAUUUCUUGGGCCAGAAUUUUGCCUAGAGGGAAGUUAGGUGAUGUUAACCCUGCUGGAAUCAUGUUUUACAACAAAAUCAUUGAUAAUCUAUUAAUCAGAGGAAUUAAGCCGUUCGUGACAAUUCACCAUUACGAUUUUCCCCAAGAACUUUUGGACAGAUACGGGGGCUGGCUAAGUCCUUUUAUGCAGGAUGAUUAUGCCCAUUUUGCUGAAACAUGUUUCAAGUACUUUGGUGAUCGCGUGAGGUAUUGGAUCACAAUGAAUGAAGCAAAUUUGCUUUCUGAAUUAGCCUAUGAAAAGGGAAUAUACCCUCCAGGUCGUUGCUCACCUCCUUUUGGCAAUUGUUCUGCUGGAAAUUCAGAUAUUGAGCCACUCAUUGCAAUGCACAAUAUGUUACUGGCACAUUCCAAGGCUGUUAAACUCUACCGUGAGCAGUUUCAGCACAAACAAGGUGGCAUGAUGGGAGUUGCAGUGAGUGCAAUGAUGUAUGAACCAUUGAGUGAUGAUGAGCUUGACAAGGAAGCUGCAAAUAGGGCAUUGGCUUUUUCUUUGGCUUGGGGUUUGGAUCCUCUGGUAUAUGGUGAUUAUCCUCCAGAAAUGCGUCGCUACCACGGGAAAGAAUUACCGACAUUCACUUCAGAGGAAAAACAACUCUUAAGCAAUAGUACGGACUUCAUAGGGCUUAACCACUAUGCAACUGUAUAUGCCAAGGACUGCAUCUAUUCUAAUUGUAUGUGCUCUAAUAGUACCUGUUUACCGGGUGAAAACCGUGCAAUCAAAGGCUUUGUGUCUACUAUUACAGAACGAGAUGGUGUUCCGAUUGGGGAACCGACAGGGAUGUUUCAAACUUUUAUUGUUCCAAGAGGCAUUAAAGAGAUUGUGGACUAUGCUAAGAAGCGAUACCCUGACAAGCCUGUUUUCAUCGUGGAGAAUGGUUAUUGUCCACCGUGGGAACAUGGUGAAGUUGAUGACUUGCGGCAUGAUACCAAGCGAGUUGAAUAUCAUAAAGCAUAUAUUGCAUCUUUGGCUCAAGCUAUAAGGGAUGGAGCUGACGUACGGGGCUAUUUCAUUUGGACCUUGAUGGAUGCCUUUGAGUGGUCCAGUGGUUAUGAUCUCAAAUUUGGACUUUAUUCUUUAGACCGCGUAACCUUGAAUCGCAUUCCAAGACUGUCUGCCAAGUGGUACAGAGAUUUCCUGAGGAAGACUAGCCUUAAAGAUCUGGAGUCAAGAAGUGCAAUUCCUGCUAUUAAUCAAGAUGGUCUGGUACCCAAUGUAAAGGAUGGUAGUGCAGAAAUGGCUUGAUUACUGAUAUAAAACUAUCUUUCUAGUGUUUAUACUUUCACCUUUGAUGUCACCAUAGCAGUCAUUUGUUCUUCUUGUUCUAUGGUUUGAUUGAAGGUCAUUAUGCCUGUAUUUGAUUGACUCGUGUCAUGUGCCCAGUCUUAUGUCUUGCACAUGAAAAAAACGUGAUCAUGUAAGGUUAAAUUGAAUCCUUGGUCAUCUGCUAAAUGGUAUAAAUAUUUCCUGAC
Messenger RNA from Coffea eugenioides, 2245 nucleotides. RefSeq names its product beta-glucosidase 18-like. Gene Ontology annotation, molecular function: beta-glucosidase activity. NCBI's taxonomy places the organism in Eukaryota, Viridiplantae, Streptophyta, Magnoliopsida, Gentianales, Rubiaceae. Bases 360 to 2018 code for a protein of 552 amino acids. Gene Ontology annotation, biological process: carbohydrate metabolic process. The record is from RefSeq and is a predicted model, not a curated record. The transcript has 12 exons.